GUGCUGGGGCAGUACCGGGGCGGUGCUGGGGCGGUGCCGGGGCGGUGCCAGGGCGGUGCCGGGGCGGUACCGGGGCGGUGCCAGGGCGGUACCGGGGCGGGCCCGUCCGGCGGCGCGGCGCGGGGCCAUGCGGCAGCCCCCGGGCGGUGGCAGCGGCGGCGGCGCCGCCUUCCUGCCCGCGGCGCGGUGCGGAGCGGCGGCCGGAGCGCCCCGCACAGCCAUGGGCGAUGGGUGGCUGCCUCCGGACUGCGGCCCCCAGAACCGCUCCGUGGCCGGGGUGACGGCCGUGCCGCCCGGGAGCAGGCAGCUGCCCGCCGCCGAGCUGCUGUCGCAGCAGUGGGCUGUGGGCAUGAGCCUGCUGAUGGCCCUGGUGGUGCUGCUCAUCGUGGCCGGCAACGUGAUGGUGAUCGCGGCCAUCGGGAGGACGCAGCGGCUGCAGACCCUCACCAACCUGUUUAUCACCUCGCUGGCCUGCGCCGACCUGGUGAUGGGGCUGCUGGUGGUGCCCUUCGGGGCUACGCUGGUGGUGCGGGGCACCUGGCUCUGGGGAUCCUUCCUGUGCGAGUGCUGGACCUCCCUGGACGUGCUCUGCGUGACGGCCAGCAUCGAGACCCUGUGCGUCAUCGCCAUCGACCGCUACCUGGCCAUCACCUCGCCUUUCCGCUACCAGAGCCUCAUGACCAAGGCUCGGGCCAAGGGCAUCAUCUGCACCGUCUGGGCCAUCUCUGCCCUGGUCUCCUUCUUGCCCAUCAUGAUGCACUGGUGGCGGGACGACGACCCCCAGGCGCUGGAGUGCUACCAGGAUCCGGGCUGUUGCGACUUCGUCACCAACAGGGCUUACGCCAUCGCCUCGUCCAUCAUUUCGUUCUACAUCCCCCUUCUCAUCAUGAUCUUUGUGUACCUUCGGGUGUACAGAGAGGCCAAGGAGCAGAUGAGGAAGAUCGAUAGGUGCGAGGGCCGAUUCUACGGCAGCCAGGAGCAGCCGCAGACGCCCCUGCCCGCUCACCCUCACCACCAGCCCAUCCUCGGCAACGGGCGAGCCAGCAAGCGAAAGACCUCCCGCAUCAUGGCCGUGAAGGAGCAGAAAGCCCUCAAGACUUUGGGCAUCAUCAUGGGGGUGUUCACCCUCUGCUGGCUCCCCUUCUUCCUGGUGAACAUCGUCAACGUCUUCAACAGGGACCUGGUGCCGGACUGGCUCUUCGUUUUCUUCAACUGGCUGGGCUACGCCAACUCCGCGUUCAACCCCAUCAUCUACUGCCGCAGCCCCGACUUUCGCAAGGCCUUCAAGAGGCUGCUGUGCUGCCGCCGCAAAGCCGAGCGCUGGCUGCACGGCGGCGGCGGGGAGCUGGCCCGCCUGCCCGGCGGCUUCGUCAGCACCGUGGGCUCCCCCGAGCGCAGCCUGGCCGGGACCUGGUCCGACUGCAACGGGGGCACCCGGGCCGGCAGCGAGUCCAGCCUGGACGAGAGGCACAGCAAAGCCUCCGACUCGGAGUCCAAGGGUCCAACUUAGGUGGGAAAUUUAUGGCCAGAACUUACCCUGCUGAAGAACUAUGCUGGGUGAUGCAUCUCCUGGACAAGUGUAAUGGCCCUGAGGUAGGAUGAGUUUAGCCCACUGACCUCAGAAGGGCCAGCUGUGUCAGCAGAGCAGUCAGGAUUCGUCUGCGGUUGAAUUUUUGCCAGUUGACGACCUGCUGGAAGAGUCUGGAGGCUGACACGUUGAGUCCCUUCAUGGACAGCUGAAGUAAUCCCCCUGGCAGCCUGCACAGGGGCUGCCAGCCCGUCUUGCAUGGCGUGGAAGAGGCAGUGGCACAGUGAGGACAGAGCAGGACAUAUGGCACACACGUGUGCGGGGAAGGGGAGGCUGCUGGCCAGCAGUCUGCUGUGGAUCACACUCAGAACAGGCUGUUCUCUGCAGAGAAGAGGGAUACUCUGGGAAGCGCUGUGGGGCAGCUGAAAUACUCCGGAGGCAAUGAGUCAAACAGUCAGGAGGAAUAUUUUUUCCUGACGAAAACCAGACGUGGAUUAGCAGUUGGAGCUGCAAGUCAGAAAGGAAAGGUGGUAGGCAUGCGGCCGCACACGUACGUGGGCAGCAAAGCAACAGCCAAGAGCCACAGGCCUGCAGGGAAGGGAGACACAGGUAAACCAGAAAUCUGCUCACAGAAAAUGUCCUGCAGCUGCCAGGACCAGAAUUAUUUGGCGAGGAUGCCUGGAGACUUCCACAUGGAAGACGCCUGACUCUCCAAGGCGCCGGCCGCACUCUGUGCAGUGUUUGCUCAGCACUUCUCAAAAGAAGGCUGCCUCUCUCCACGUGUUUGAAUGGGAAUAGAUCAGGUUGAAGGGCUGGAUUCAGUUUUCCGUGUGCUCGGAGAAGGUGAGGCUGUUUUGGACAAGCAGCAGGCUCUGCAGAAGGAAUCCCCACCAGUGAGAGCUGCACAGAAGCCCUCCUGCAAAUCUGCUGCACUCUGAGACUGCAGCCCUCAGCAUCCACUGUCUGUAGCUCCAAGCAGCUAUGUGCAAAAAAGGUGCCUUAGGAUCUGAACUGUGCAUUUGACAGCGUCAGCUGGGUGUUUGAGCUGCUGAAUGCACUGGUUCUUAUGCAGAGGCUGCUUUCUCUCUUGGAUAUCCACAUGUCCUCGACUAUAAGCACAACUUCUUUAUCAGCUUUUUUUUUUCCUAAACCCUAUCUGAGACUGAGGUUUUAUUAAUAACCUUUAAGUGGCUAUUUUGCAAACCUUCCUUGUGCUGCACACUUUCCUAAUUUAUUGUAAUUUCCCGUCUGGUGGAGUGCACUUACUUCCUUUAUGUAAUAUAUCAGCUGCAGGGCUGGAAAUUGGGCAGCUAUGAACUGAAAGGAGCAGACUUUUGUGAGGCCAAAUGCGGUCAGGCAUCAAUGCCACUGGGAGCAGAAUUUGACCUGAUAAUCUAAUCUCAUACGAGAGGCUAUCUCCAGAAAAGUAUUGUUACCAACAGCAAGUGACCUCUGCUAAUGAAGUUGCAGCAAUUAAUCCUAUAUAAAGCUGUGGAGAAAAUGUUAACUGCUAAACAACAGUUAGUGGUGGAUGGUUCAAAUAAUGAGUGUUUUGUUUGCUGGUGUGUGUUAGGUGAUGUGUUGGGAAAUAAUUAUCCUUUGACUAGCAGCCAGCUUUUGUACUAAUCAGAAAGGAGAAGUCAUGUUCUGUUUGAAGGAUUAUACCUAAAAAUAGUUCCGUUACUGCCACAUCAACGAGCAAGAUGAAGCAAAUUCACGGCGAGGUACACACCUUCCUAACAGUUCACUUUUCAUCCUAAAAACUCAUUGUUCAGCUGGGACUUUCUGUUUGAUUGUGUCAAGAGCACUAAUGUGAUCUCCUGCAAUAGCACUAAGCACACUCUCUCCAAGGAGCAUUAGCCUAUGCACCACUGACUCGCUUUCAGAGCCUGCCAAAUUCCCAAACGCCCCAGGAGGAAGUAAGGAUUCUUUCUCUUUAUCUAAACAAUCACACGUAGUGUAAGGUCCACAAUAUUUGUGUCAAUCAUGUUGCAGAAGAAGUCGAUCUGCUUUUUCUCUGAGAUGUUUGUAUGCCUGCCCAUCCGCGAGGAGCAGCCGCCCAUGGUAACAGCAGGUGAUUUAUCCCUGCAAUUCAGUAACUUCAAACUCUGCUGGGAAAAGUGACCAAGAUGGGAAAAGGAUAAAAAAGGUGAUGCUGGUGAGCAAACACAUGAUUGGCAAUGCAAAAAGGAAAACUGGGGUAUCUCUGGCCAUGCUGUAGAUGUUGCUUUUUACUAGUAAAACAUAAUUGGUUUGGAGAGGGAUGCACCAGGCAGAGGCACUGUGGAAAUGCAGGUUGAGAAGUUGAGAAGUGUGAGAGGUCAGAUAUUCCGUAUAGGACCAUGCCACCAAAGGACUGGCAGCUGAAAUAUGCCCAAAACAUUCCUAGAAGUUUUUCUUAUUCCUUGUGGAUAACAGCAGCAGGCUAAAGCACACCUGAGCAGCUUUCAGCUGAUGUAAAUCCACGCAGCUCCCUGGCCAGCCACGGACACAUGGGACCCCCUCAACAACUCCCCGUCCUCUCCAAGAGGCUCCAGCUGAGUUUCCUUGGACCUGGAGCCAUCCCCCAGCCUGGAGCCACCCUCCUUUUCCGUGGUGCCAAAUGGAGGUGCCCCGUGCCUCGGGGGGUGGCAGCGCUGCGGGCAGGGGCAGCAGGGUGUGGGUGUGCCCGGCUGCCGGCCGUGCCCUGCCCUGGCUCAUCCUCUGUCCUGCCAACCAGCACAGAACCUGGGCUGUGCCCUGCCCUGGCUCUCCUCUGUCCUGCCAACCAGCACAGAACCUGGGCCGUGCCCUGCCCUGACUCUCCUCUGUCCUGCCAACCAGCACAGAACCUGGGCCGUGCCCUGCCCUGACUCUCCUCUGUCCUGCCAACCAGCACAGAACCUGGGCCAUGCUGCAGAUGGAGCAGAGCUCGGGAUUGUUACACAAACCAGCAGUCAGCUUCCUGGUUCACCAAAACCAGCUCCUUGGUAUUCACAUUUGCCUCACAAGCUAUUUUUUUCUUUCUUCCCUGCCCCACUCAGCUUCCAGGUUUUUCAUGGUAAUGUUUGCCUGCUUGGCCUUAGCACCCAGCAGCACAAGUUUUUUGUCUGUCCCUGGCAGCUGUUUGACAUGAACUGUACCAGGUGCUGGGCAGGGUCUUGGUUUGGUUGUACCCAUUCCUUUCAGGAUUGAUGUUCAGAGCUGUGAAUACUGGCUGCACCAGAGUGCAAAAUUCCCAGACAAAUACGAAAUUAGUCCUGACCUCCAGGUUCACAACAUUAAGAAGAAAACAGAAGCUUACCAUUUGUAGACUUUUGCCAUUGCCAUGAUUAGCAGAGCAUCUCAGAUGUAAUGGUGUUCCCUUCCCAUCUGAUCCUGUGUAAUGCACCGAAUCCUGUUGUCCUUAAUGAGAUUAAAUGAGGAUUUUCUACUAGUUCAGUACCUUAGCCAUUAGCAACUGCUGUGUGUCUCAAAGCAGUGAUGUACCAUUGCAAGCCUCACCCAGGGUCUCUCUCAAAGCCAUGAUAUUUGGCUUCUUCCUACUAAAAUUAUUUUGAUAAUUGGUCUUAAGCUCAUCAGCACAAUGCUUUGAAAGGCAGAUCUAAGUGUAUAUACCAAAGAGACAAACAGAGACGCUAAAGAGCUCAAAAUCUCAGUAGCUGCUAGGUGUAUAAAUAUUCCAGCUACCAACAAGCAAUUUUGUAGGGCCAGGUGAGUGCUGCAGGCCCCUGAAAAUCUGCAAGCUGCCCUCCCUCAGAGGAGGACCCUGCCACCGUAAGGAACAAUUGCAGGGACAGCACAAUAGCUCAUCACAAAAGAUUUUUCCAGGUGGUAAAAUUUGAACAGUGAUUUGCUGCCAAAAUUUCGAGACUUCUCGUUAAGAAGAAGGAAUUGAGAAAAGCCCCUGGCAGGAAUUCCCAGCGGGGAAGGGAGAGCAGCGCCCAGGGUUAAAGGUUCCAUGUGCAGAUGAGGAGCCCUGCACUGACCGGCCCGGUGAGGUUACAGAUGCUGCUGCACACCCUGUGGUGAUAGACAAAGGAAGGGACCCCGGAGGUGUCCUGAGACACAAAGGGAGCAGUCAGACUAAUGGAUUUUCAUUGCCUUGUGCUUCUGUUCAUCAGCCUAGGUUCCAAGACUGAAAUAUCCAAGGAGAAUACUUCUGAUCCUCUCCCACCUGGAAGCUGCUGGUCCCCUCUGGCAGAGGGGCUGCUUAGAGAUCUCAAGGGGCACCUGAAAAACCCAGGCAGGCUCUUGCAGCUACCCUCUUGCAGCUGAGCAUGGUACCUGAACCUCUGGGAGCACCAGGAGCAUGGCAAGAACACGGGAGAGGCAUCAGCAUCAUCAGCCCUGUGGAAAUCCCUGGCCAGGGAAAAAAUUGUGUCUGUGAUAAUUUGUUCUCCAAAGCCUCUGCCUAAGAGAUGGAAGGAUUUUCUUGAGAAGAUGGAUGGAAAGAGGUGUCAGCUCAUGUCACAGAGGCCUUGGGGCAAUUGCAGCACAACCAGCCCUCGAGGCACUGCUGCAAAGCCCAGUGGCAAUUUCACAGUGAUUGAGCAACUCUUGGUACUUCAGGUGACCCCACAGGAGAGCCAAGAGGACACAGGGCAGGUUUUGUGUCUGGAAGGUGAGUUUUAAACACAAGUCCUCCAUCUACAGGAGGGUUGCAUGCUGAGUCCCUGCAAAAUUUUUCUGGACCCUCUCCAGUUUUCCUGCUUCCCCAUGUGAACAGCUUUGAGGAAGAUGUCUCUUUCUGCAAUCAAUCAUUUUCAUUCUGCAGUAAAUAGCUCUUACAUCAGCUGCCAUUGUACUGUAGAUGUAAAUGCAGCACAACAGAGCCCUACCAUGUUGUGAGGUGAGUGGGUCAGAUACUGUGCUGGAACAACAAAAACACAAGGACUGUUGAGCAGGUAAAAAACCUUGUUUUCUGAGGGUUUUAAAGCUGCUGUCUGUCUUCUCAGCCCUGCAGGUUACAGCCUGUACUGCUCAUGCUGCCUCCCUGUUAGACAGAUAAACAAGAGAUGAAGCUAUUUGGAGAGCAAGUCUGUGUGCUGCAGACAUGAAGACACAUAUCUGUAUGGACUGGCCUUUGUGAGGAGCUUCCAGAAGCUGAAAAUACCCAGGAAAGGGGCAUGCAGGAGGGGAGAGAGGUCUUCUUCUGGUGGGUUGCCAUGUCACUCAGGCUGCUUUCAUGGUGAUACCCAGAGGACGUCAUUGAUGCAGCCAGCUGUGCUAAUCCUUUCAGUGGGAACAGGUGCUGGGGGAUAAUCCUGCUGUUUUCUUUGGUUGUGGUUCUCCUCAGUCACUAAGAGAGAGCAAACAGGAUUAUCCCAGCAGCCAUUCAGCAGGUGAGGUUUUGUGGAUGUUUGCUCCCCGGGGAGGUGCUGGCUCUGCAGAGCAGCCUGUCCUGCUCAGGGCAGUGGGAGGCCAGCUGGGCUUGGCUGGCUGCUCCUGAGGCUCUCACUCAGACUGUCCCUCAGGGAUGAGGGCUGAAGCCCAGAUGCAAAGCUCCUGCUCUCUACAGCUCUCCCAGUAGGAUGCUUUCCCCAGAAUCCUGGACACAUGUGGGGUGGAGACUGCCCAGCUGUGCAUUGUCCCAAAGCCUAGCUGGGCCAAGGCACUGGCAGAGGAGCUGAGGAGUGGCAGCUCUUCCUGGGCUGCCAGAUUUUCUCUAGCCAGGAAGGUUUGAGGCACUACUGACACCCUGGGGGUUCACACUGACACAGCCUGUCCUGACUCUGUGAAACUUCAGAGCAGCUCUGUGCCAGUGUAAGUGUAGGCUCAUGCCUCCAGCAGACUCUAAUGUAUUGUCAGGUUUUGUUUUAAGUCCCUGGAGUUCUGCACUCAUCCAUCCCCUCUCAGCCCAGCUCCAAGGCUCUUAGACCAGCCUGGGCUAUUGUCCUUGCCAUGCAAAGCCAAAGCCUCUCUGUUCCUAUUCCACCACCUUUUGCUCUGCUGAUAACACCCCCUGACCCCCCCGUGCUGUUCCCUUCCCCAGCAGUGAAGGAAGGGCACGUGAGGUUCUUGGAAUCAGCCUUCACACAGCCUCUGUGCACAGACACCUGCUCCCCACUGCUGGUUUGCUUUGGGACUUCCCUGACCCCUGAUUCCAGUAUCAGCAAAGCAAUUGAUCUUGGCUUCGUGGUUUUGUGACAAUCUGGGCCCAAAGCUGUUUUAAAUAGCAAGCUACAAAAUAAACAUAUUUGUGCAGCAUAUAGACACUGAACUGCAGGCAUAGGAGCCAGGGACGUGCGGGGUUGUUAAAGCUCCAGCUUGUAGCUGUGCUGAUAAGGCAGCUUCCAAGAAAUUGCCCUGCCCUCGAAUUCUAGAAGCUCUCUCUUCCCAGGUCAACAACCUUCUAUGGACUGAAUCCUGGUGUCACUCUACAAGCAAACACAGGCCAGGCAGGACCUUCUGCAGAUGGUGCAAAAAAAGAGAACCUGUGUUGGUGAGAAGGGGUCCAGGCACUCCCAGGCAUAGGAAACCGAAACACACAGUGAGAAGCACAUAGGUAACUGGUAACAAGAAAAUGUGCUUCAACUUCAUUCCUCUUUAGCCAAGCCUCUUGCCUGCCUGAAGGGAUGGAGGUGGUGUUGGCUGAGCUGCUGCCCUCCCUGUGCCAGUAGUGGGCUGCAGUGCUGCAGCACUUGGGCUCUCCCCAAGGUCUCCCCUUCUCUGGAGGAGCACUCCUUCAGCUCUGCACCCAGGCUGCUCCAGCACCUGCUCCACACCCUGCUUUGGGCCAGCCUUGCCUUCAGAUAGGAACAAAGGCUCCUUGGGGAGCAGAUCUUCCACAGCACCCCACAGCUCCAUUAGCCAAAAUGUUCAGUGGCUCUAGUGGGAGCACAGGUAGGACUGAUUUGGCCCAGUGGUUUGGCUCCCUCAUUUCAUGGAGAUGUUUUAAAAUAUCUCAUGCAGGUGUAGGAGUUGACACAACAGAGCAUAACCGUGUUAGAGUCUGUCCAGCUUGUGUGUAAACACCCCUAGUCUCCUUUAUAAACUCUCAGGAGUUGUUUUGUAAACACAAAACACUUCACCUAAUUUCCAAACCACGUGGGGUUUCCUCAGCAGGGAAGGACACAGCACCAGCCCCGUGUCCUGCAGAGCAGCCCCAGCUCCCUGCCAGGCCAGAGCACAGCCAGGCAGAGGGUACCACCUGCUGGGCCCUCCCUGGUGGCUGCUGCUCAGAACCUCUCCACAGUGCCACUUGCUGCCUGGCAGGAACACCGUGCGUGGCACAGACCCCUCUGGCCAGCCCUGUGUCACUAACACAGCUCUGGGUAUGUGGGCCUUGUGUUUAAAGGAUGCUUAGUCAGUAGCUUUGGGCACCCGACCUGUUUCUUGCUCAUUUUAUGUCUUCCAGGGUCUGUUUCUGCUCCUUACUGACCCCACAGAACAGGGUCAUCUUUCUGAGCUGAGGCAAAUCACCAGAAAUUUGCUGAAUUGGGGAACCUGUUAUUUCCCCAUUGAAACUUGCUCCUACCAAAAACGACUCUUUCACAGCAGCCCACAGAAAGGGGGAGUAAAAUUCAUGUAUUUUGGAUGGGCACAUGUCUGAAUUUGUGUGCAAUAUCCCAUUUGCACAGGGAGUCUGGAAAGUCCUCAUGGGAAACAACCCUGCAUGUCUGGGGCUCUCCACGGGAGAUGAUGACAGCCUGUGGCCCCAGCUCGAGCAGCCAGGUCAGGUCACAGGGCUGCUGCUUUUGUGAGGGUGCAGAGCCUGGCCUGGGCCAUCCAGGAUCAUGUUUGUCCCACUCAGGUGAGUUCUGUGUCUGACCCUGACUGCUGCAGCCUUGAGAUUAAGGGACUUGGCACCUGUUCUGGAUGGGCACUUCGUGGAUCUUGCAGUGCUGAACACUCCCUGCUGCCAGGGGCUCGUGAUGCUGCAGCAGGAGCAUUUCUGGGGCAGAGAGUCUGGUUUUGCACCAAGCACACUGAAUACUAUUGACAUGGUUUCGUGAUUGAGCCUUUUUUGAUGGAGCUGCUCUACCAAGCUGCCCUGAGCCUCGACAGGCCGUGCUGGCUUGCACCUACAAUGCAUCAGGCUUCAUCUUCCCAGUUAGCCAGGCUCUGGAAAGUCACUGGAAGGACUCCAGUGGCUUCAAAAUAGGAGUUGACUCAUGCCCCAUGAGAUCAAAACAAAAUGUCUCUGCAUAUGAAAAAUAUUAUGGAAACGGUAUCAUUCAUGCACGAAAGCCGCGCUUCAAAUUUAUCAUAUAAAACACAUAAUAUUGUAAAUGGACAGAAAAAAAAUCACAAGGCCUGGUGUGCAUAAAAAUUACUGGCAUGUGAAAAUGUCUCUUCCCAUAAACACAGCUGCAGUCUGGUACACAAGUAGGCAUCCAAAACGGGGAAGCUUGGUCCCUUUCUGCUCUUCUUCAAAACUCUCCCUUUCUGCAGGAGUAAUUAAUUUCUAGACUCAUCCCUUGUAUUGUCAAGAGUGACCCAGAGCAAAGGCUUGGGAUGGAGUGACCAUUAUGAGGCGGUGUGGCAGUGACAGGCAUUUUUGGAAUCACAGACACAGCAGCAUGACCUGAGAGAGCUGUCUGGGCCAGAGAUGAGUGCUCAGAGCACCCCAUGGCCAGGCUGCAGCACCUGGCUCCCUUUGUGGGAGCUCUGAGUUGGGGUGAAGUCCCACCCCACUGGAGCUGCCAGGAUGUGGCCGUGGUGCUCAGCAGUGCAGAGCCCCUGCCAUUCCCUCAGUCACAUCCGUGGCUUGAUGGCAUUCCAGCAAGAGCUGAUUGCCACACUCCAGGGAGCAGGAGUUAGCAUAUCACCUUGAGGAAACGAGCAGAGGAUGGUUCUGCAGGCACAGCAAAUGUAACUCUGAGGAAAAAAUGAAUUAAUGUGGGUAUUAACAAGCAAUUUGUCAUACAGCCUCCAGAGUCAGCUUCUGAUGCUGUGAAGUGUGCUGUGAAAAGCAGUGGAUGCUUCUGUACCUCCCCUGGCUUCUCUGGGUCUCUUCAGCACUGGGAGCAGGUGGAUAACAUCAAGCCUGCUCACUGCUCAGCAGUGGGAGAAGCCAGGAUGAACACUACAGCUGCUGCUGCUGUCCCACCUCUGUCCAGGGGCCACGGGGCAGACUGCAGCUCAGGCUUUCCCCCUGUGCCACGCUUCCCUCCCUGCAUGGGAGCACCAGGAGUUGGCUGAGGGCACUGCAGAGGUGCUGUCUGUCCCCUCCUGUGUCAUGCUGGACCUGACACACUUUCCAUUUAUGGCUCUGCAGUGCCUCAGUGUCCCCUCCCUGUGGGGGAAGUAUCCCACCACACACCCUCCAGCAGCUGAAUGCAAACACAGUCAAGAGCCCAGUGACCCAGAGAGCCAAGUGAACGAUCCACCUGCACCAUUUGUCCACUAUUGCCACCAAGUUACCCAUUUUUCCCCAAAGCAGAUGCAGUUCAGCACUGCUGGCCUCACUGUGCAAGCCCCUCACUGAUCCCCAUGCUUGCAGAGAGGAGGAGCUGUGAGAUGGCUGAGAGGACUUGUGGCUCUCCUGGUCUCCUCCCUCAGUUGUGGGGUGACUGGGGAAUGUUCCUCAGCUAACUGGGCUGUACUGGCUCCCUGCUGGAGCAGGGAACUGACUGACUGACCCCCAGCUGACAUCAAGAGACAUCCAGCUGAGAUGACUAAACUCUUCUUACAUUCCAGAAAUCCAGCAAAUAAAUGUUUCUUGAAAACAGGCUGGUGUUUUGUUCUGGGAAAUGAGCGAACCAUCUUCCUUGCUUGUGUGCAGAGGGCAGAGCCUUGCAAGGACCCACAGGGCACCAGGCAGUAACAGGAGCAUCUUGC
Molecule: messenger RNA, 11293 nt
Organism: Prinia subflava (tawny-flanked prinia)
Lineage: Eukaryota; Metazoa; Chordata; Aves; Passeriformes; Cisticolidae
Gene: ADRB1
Product: adrenoceptor beta 1
Exons: 5
Coding region: 128-1510 (460 amino acids)
Biological process (GO): positive regulation of heart rate by epinephrine-norepinephrine; adenylate cyclase-activating adrenergic receptor signaling pathway; norepinephrine-epinephrine-mediated vasodilation involved in regulation of systemic arterial blood pressure
Cellular component (GO): plasma membrane
Molecular function (GO): beta1-adrenergic receptor activity
Source: RefSeq, a predicted model, not a curated record